Molecule: messenger RNA, 849 nt
Organism: Eufriesea mexicana
Lineage: Eukaryota; Metazoa; Arthropoda; Insecta; Hymenoptera; Apidae
Product: TIP41-like protein
Exons: 5
Coding region: 1-849 (282 amino acids)
Biological process (GO): TOR signaling
Cellular component (GO): cytosol
Source: RefSeq, a predicted model, not a curated record
AUGACAGCAGUAAAGGUUCAUGGUGGUAUUGAUAUAUUAAGACUUCCUGUGAAUCAAGAAGAACAUGUAUUUCCACCGUGGCAUAUCAAAUAUACUCAGUCACAUAUACUUCAUUCUAAGUGUUCCAAAAGUGAAAAUGGUUGUGGCGAUAAGGAUGCUGAUGCCUGUCAAUUUUGCAUUUUCAGCCAUACUUUAGAACUGCCACAUAUGCCAGAUAUGGUAUUUCCAAAUAAUAUACUAACAUUAAAGCAUCAGGAUGGUGCAUUUAUACAAUUCAAUGCUUUAGAUGCUUUGAAAACUGUAUCAAAUGGGAAAAUUAAUGUGCAACUAGCAUGUGCAGAAGCUUGGAAAGAAUCUAGAUCAGAAAGCAGUGAAUACUUAGAAGAAAAAGUAAAACCAUUUGAUUGGACAUUUACAACUACUUAUACAGGCACGAUUUCCAACUUUGAGAUUCAAGAAACUAAUGAACGAAUUGAUGUAGAUAAAUUAAGAAGAAGGGACAAAAUCUUGUUCUAUCAUGACUUAACAUUGUUUGAGGAUGAGCUUCAUGAUAAUGGCAUUGCAGUUUGUUCUGUAAAAAUUCGAGUUAUGCCAAGUAGUUUUUUCAUUUUAUUAAGAUAUUUUUUGAGAAUUGAUGGUGUAAUGCUAAGAAUAAAUGAUACACGGCUUUAUCAUGAAUUUGGUCAAGAAUAUUUAUUGAGAGAAUACACAUCAAGAGAAGCCAAAGUUGAAGAAAUACGUGCUCCACCAUCACUUUUUAUAGAACCAAGUGAAAUAGCACCACAUUUGCCUUUAACUGGAUAUCAAUAUCAUAAACUGAUAAUUAUUUCAAAUAAAACCGAAUUAUAA